Molecule: messenger RNA, 11205 nt
Organism: Hemiscyllium ocellatum (epaulette shark)
Lineage: Eukaryota; Metazoa; Chordata; Chondrichthyes; Orectolobiformes; Hemiscylliidae
Gene: rev3l
Product: REV3 like, DNA directed polymerase zeta catalytic subunit
Exons: 32
Coding region: 399-10331 (3310 amino acids)
Biological process (GO): error-prone translesion synthesis; double-strand break repair via homologous recombination
Cellular component (GO): nucleus; zeta DNA polymerase complex
Molecular function (GO): DNA-directed DNA polymerase activity; DNA binding; nucleotide binding
Source: RefSeq, a predicted model, not a curated record
GGCGCUUGCGCUCGCGCUGGCUGUGAGACAGAAGCAGGCUCUUUAUAAACACAGCCCGCCGUGUCAGUCCCUCACUCACUCAGUCAGUCAGUCCCUCGCUCGGUGGUGAUGUGCGGCACCGGGCAGGCGGCUGGAAGCUGUGCCCGGAGGGUGAGGGAGAGAGGCCGGGGCCAUGGAUGCACCCUGAUGGACACAGUCAGUGCACAGGCCCGCAGCCUCCCCCUCCUCUCCCCCUGCUCGUGUUAAUAGCCGCCCCCUUCCCCAGCCUGACCCGCACCGACCCCCUUCCACUUGCAGAGACCCUCCGUCUUUAUCCGUUGUUUUAGGGUGGAGGGGGUUGUAUUUUCAUCCCUCCGUUUAUUUUGGCCGCCCUCCCCUCGCCUUGCCCGGUGUUUAGGAUGUUUGCAGUGAGGAUUGUCACCGCUGACUACUACAUGUCCAGCCCUGUCAAGGGUCUGGAUGUCUGCUAUUCGGAAUUCCGGGAGAGUGAGGUGACCAGGGUGCCCGUGGUUCGGAUCUUCGGGCCGACACCUGCAGGUCAGAAGACUUGUCUCCAUUUGCAUGGCACGUUUCCAUACUUUUAUGUUCCAUAUGAUGGGUAUGGGCAGCAACCAGAACGGCAUCUUCGUCAGUUCGCUUUCAGCAUCGACCGAGCACUAAAUGUAUCACUGGGUAAUCCUUCCUCCAGUGUACAGCAUGUGUUCAGGGUAUCGCUUGUAUCGGGAAUGCCAUUUUAUGGCUUUCACGAGAGGGAAAAACAAUUCAUGAAGAUUUACCUAUACAAUCCUUUGAUGGUUAAAAGGGUCUGUGAGUUAUUACAAGGAGGAGCUGUUAUGAACAAAUCCUACCAGCCGUAUGAAGCUCAUUUGCCUUACCUCCUGCAACUCUUCAUUGAUCAUAAUCUGUAUGGCAUGAACCUUAUUCACCUUGCAGCAGUAAAAUUCAGAAAAACACAGAGAAAAGGUGACCAACAUGGAGAAUGCCUUCCUGAACAAACUGGUUUAGAAUUGAGCAACACCAAUGUCAAAGAGAAUGAAAAGUCUUGGAAAAGCCCUAUCUCCACCAAGUCUAAGGGAUCACCAGCAUCAACAGAGAAGUCCUUUACCUGUUCCUUUGUAAGAUGGGAGGAAAAUGACCUACCAAGUUCUUUAGUUCUUCAGGACAUUGAUCGGCAGAGCACUUGUGAACUUGAGGUAGAUGCUGUUGCAGCUGAUAUAAUAAAUCGUUCUGAAAUUGAAGCUCAGAUUGGCCGAAACCCUGGCUUGCAGGCCAUUUGGGAUGAUGAGAAACAGCGUCGCCGUGAGAACAAUAUGCCCUCUCAGAUUGAGUCACCUGAUUCACAAGACCGUGGACUUGUACAUCUUACAGAGAGUGAAAGGAUCUUUCAACGCAGAAUAAAGGAGAUCUUACAGCAAAAUAACUAUUCCAUUUUUCUGUCACAAUCUGUGGAGGAGAAUGAAGAGUUGGAAACACUGCCUUCUAAUGUAACCUUGCAUUUGGAUACAUCACCAUCUCCUGAUGGCCUUUCCUGCACACCUGCCAAUCUGGUUGAAAUACACAAUGAUGAGCACAGGGUGAGUCAAGGAAAUGCAGAGCCUGAAGAAGCGAUUGUUGAUGAAGAAACUAUUCUAAGCAUAAUGGAGAGCAGCCAGACGUUCCAUCCCUCAUCGCAAAGGUUAAUUCAUUCUCCGAUUCUCGGUGCCAGUCAGGACCAGGCAGUAGUGCAUCUGUUAGCUGGGUUAGAGGAAGACGGGUUUGGGAAUGCAAGAUCUCCAUUUGCGCCUGUCAGAUGUUCGCAACAGCAAUCUGCAGGAAGUUUCAGUUACCAGCAGAAUAGUGAUGACGAAGAAAAUGAACCAGAAAUUCAAAAAGAAGAAUUGGAACUCAGUUUAAUAAUGUCUCAACGUUGGGAUGGUGACUUUCCAGAUAAUAUUGGAAAAAUGAGAUUUUCAGAGAAGAAUUUAAGUGACUGUUCGUCUGAGGAAGAUAACGUGUUUUCUGAUAGUCAAGCUGAGUGGCGAGGGAAUCUUUCUAUCCCUCAGCUUGAUGGAGCUGCAGAUGAGAACACUGAUAACACUUUGAAUGAAGAUGGUUCAAGAACUCAUUCUACGUUAGCAGUCCGAGACAAAGUUCUGACAAAGUCAACAUUUCACAAAGAGACUGUGAUGUUAGAAUUGCCAUCAUCUGAUCAUGUUAGACUACAGUACAAUCAUGCAGGUACCACACCUCAUGCACUCGAUGAUUUGAAUGCCACAGAAUUACCUUCUUAUCAAAAUUCAUUCAUUGUGACAAAGAAGCCUGAACAUGCUGUUUCUAACUUAUCGAAUGAAGCCAGUUAUGAAUUAAAAUACAGCACACCUAGCGAAGACCUUGGCUCUCACAAUGUGAAGUUUGUAGAUGCUGAAAUGGUUGGCAAAUCUCCAAGUGCAGUUUGUGAAAAUAAAUGUAUUACUAGUGACUAUGAAAAUCAGGUUCCAGUGCAAACUGAUAAACUUCAAAGGGUAAAGCGUUAUAUCAGCAUUAACUGUGAAAAAAGGUUGUCAUUUACACAUCCAAGAAAUCAAACCAGUGAAGAUGAAUUUCAUAGUAAUUCAACUCUUGAUUGCUUGGUUGGGCGAAUAGCUAAUAAAGUGCCUCAUGCAUCCAAUAAAAAAGAGAACACCAUGUGUGAUAAAUCUUUGAUUCCUCCCAGAGGUGUAAAACAUGGGGUUCAGCUUUUUGAAGGCCAAAGAAGUACAGCAAUAGAUGCUGAAAGCAACACUGCAAAAAAUCAUACUGAACUUAAAAUUAGAUAUGAAGAUUUUCAAGCAACCCAAAGAGAGAGAACUGUAAUUGAUCAGCAUGAGGCACAGUAUACAUUCUUCCCUAGCGUAGUACUUCCUAACUGUCUGAAAUGUCCAGAGAAAAUGUUCAACAGGCCCUCGAAACUUCAAAAACAAGAUGAUCGCAGGUUAAAGCUCAAGUUGAGUAAAAAGAGAUCAAAUGGUAUCCAGCUGACUGAAAAUUCAACAAUUACAAAGGGAACAAGUGCCCAAUCCAGAGAACUGAAUUCUUGUAGCAAUAGGGUACUGCAAAAUGAAAUAUCUCUAGAUCACAAUACAGGGAAAUCUUUAGGUAAUGGAUUUUCUUUAGACUCCCAAAUCUUUAAGGAUGGAUAUCCUGAAAAUAGUCUAGGACAGUCACUUCGAUUGACAUCCAGUAAGUAUACACUCCGAACAAAGCGGAAAGUAAGCUAUGAAACUGAAGAAAACGAGCAUGGUCAAUGCUCAGAAACCUUCAAGACCAGUCCAGCUCGGUCAGAAUGUUCAAAAGUCAAUGAUAACAGUAUUGAUCAUUCUCAGCGAUCACGUAAAAGAAGAAGGCUUAAUAAGAAAGAACCUCCUGUGAUUAUAAAAUAUAUUAUUAUUAACCGAUUCAAGGGUAGAAAAAAUAUGCUAGUUAAGAUAGGAAAAGUGGAUUCAAACGAGGACCAUGUUCUUCUCGAUGAAGAUAAACUGCAAAAAUAUCGCAAAAUUUCACCUUUAAAAGACUGGUGGCCGAAGGUCACUGAACCUCCUGUUGUUGUCAAACCUUUGCUAUCAAUACCUACACCAAAAAGAGGGAAAAAAGCAAAAGUUCAGUCGAGCUUAAAGAAAAGAGCUGGAAGAUUUAAAAAACUACAAAGAAAGGAAAAACUGAAUAUUGCUAACCAAGCUCAAGGGAAAAGAAGUGUAUUUACUAUGAAAAAAGUAGAAUUUUCACCACUUUCUCCUCCUUCGCCCUGCUACAGUGCUGAAGCUGAUGACUGUUCAAUAGAAUAUAAAGAUGUUAUGUACAAACUCGGCUUUAUGUCUGAGAGAAUGCCAAGUCCUUCUAAACUAUCACCACCUCGUUGCUGGUCACCAAGUGAAAUGCAAGGGAAUGGAAUGCUAUCAGUUGUGUCAACAGAAGAUGUGCUGAUAAGAGAGAGUGACCCCUCUGCUUUAAGUAAUUCUAAUUAUUUGUUGCAAGGCAGUAGAAAUCGUGGAAAAAAGCAAUGUUUGAAAUCCAGGAAAAAAUCUCCCUCUAACGCUGGUGCUACAGCUAAAAGGAUGAAAGGACCCCAAAAAGGUAAGCAAGUGGCAGUUGGUGAAAAAGAUGAACAGAAGGUAAAGCAGCGCAAGAAAACCAGAAAAAGAUGGACCCGGAAACCAAAAAAUGUAGUUCCAUAUCUUGCUGCGAAGCAAGGAACUUUGCAAAGUUCAGAAUCAAAUGAGCAUGAGGAAAGCUCUGAGCCUAUCGACACAGAACCGAACUCCUCCUGUAAAGAACAAUCAAUUGGAAGGUUUUGUGGAAAUUUUGAAAAUGUGCUUGCUGUAGAAUCAGAUCCCAUUUCCAAGACUGAUGAGCAACCCAACAUUCCUCUUAGCCUCUGUUCGACAGGGCACCUUCCUUCAACACAGCCUUAUUCUGAAGAAAUCCAAGGAGAUUCUGGGGGCUACUAUUGUUCGUUGCUGGAAGUUGAUGAUAGCACCAAUUUGCACGAUUUCCCUUAUCCGCCAGGUGAACAAGUCUCGGAUACACUGUCUCAGUUGGCAACGUGUUCUCAGUCCCAGUUGCAUUCCAGCCUUCCUUUCAGUCUCAGUAAAACAAGUCCUUCUUGUGUGCAGCCUGAGUCUAUUUAUAUGUUGGAUAACAAGGCUCAAAUAACUGAGAAUUUUCAACUAUCGAUGGACACUAACCUUGAACCACAGACAACACUGGCUGUUCCUCAGAAUCAGCGGUGUUUUGGUCAGUUAACAGCCUCUUCCACAGUUCAACAUCAUCCGCAGUCUUUACAGUACUCCCACUUGCCAGUUCACUCAACCGAAGACAUUUUUAGGAUACAGAGGAGCAAUUCAUCGCAGCCGAGGUCACAGAUUAUGUGCCAAACAAAGGCUGAUGGUGGUCAGCAUAUUUCUGAAGCUAGAGAGAUUCAAAAUGGAGAGAAUGCACAAACACUUAAAUCUCACCAGAAAUCUACGUUAUCUCAGUCAGAGCUUGAGAUUGAUGGCAAAGUAAAUCAUUCAUUUCAACAAUUCCAGCAAUCCAAAGCUCAUCAGCAAUCAAAAUCUGCUCUACUUAUUUCUGAGGUAAAUCAACAAUCAGCAUAUUCGCAAGGAAACAAUGGUAUGGAUUUACCUCGCAGGAUUUCUCCAGUCGAAAAUGAAAAGGAUGGCCAUUGUCUUAAUUUUAUUUCAUGUAGCCAAACUAAGUUAGUGAAAAAAGUUGUGGAAGGGGAACAAGAAACCACCAACAUUUUAGAUAUAUCUGACUUCACUCCUCCCAGAAUAAAGCAGAGGUCAGUGUCUGAAACCUUCUUGGACGCAAAUAUUGCACCCUACUCUCAGAAAUCUGAACACUGUCAGAGAAUGGAUAGCCAAGCCCCUUUUAGCGGUACUCAGUCUAGUCUCACUGUUUUGCGCGAAUUACUACAGAAAAGGCAACAAAAAACACAAGAAGGCAAUGUUCAAGCUCCUUCACCAAAAGCUGUGUUUCACAGAAGUGUUUCUUGUCCAAAUGAGCAAAAUGAAUUCAAUAAAAAUUCUGCUGGCACAGACUUUCCUGGUCUUCUCCCUGUUGCUCAUUCAAAGUGCCAAAAGGAUGCUGCUUCUAAAAAAAUGAAAAACGCAAGAAGUGCAAAUAUUAUACAAAAGAAAACCAAAACCUCAAAAAGAGUACCACCCAAGAAAUCUCAAACUUCUCAAUCCAAUUGUCCUUUUUCUGAUGACAACCCUGUUUUCCAUUCUGAUGCUGGGUUUGAUAGUUACAGUUUUGACAGCUUAUCACCAGAACUUCCUCCGUCUUACAAUUUUGAUAUCAAUACUGUUGGACAAACCAGGUAUUGCACUGUAUAUUCUGGCUGCCAGUUCAUGCCAGCUGCUGAGCAAAAUCUGCCUCAAAAAUUUUUGAGUGAUGUCCAAGAAUCUGUUCCAACCCAGGCAGUAAUAGAAACUUGUGGAUACAAGUCCCAAAGCAGUAAAGUGCAGCACUCUGACCAAAUACAUCAGCCAUCAACCAAUGCUGAGUGGGCCAGAUCUGGCUCAGUCAGCCCUGAUCUGUUUGAAAAGUCCUUUUUAGACAGUGAAGAGAAGUUGAAACAAUUAAAUAAAAGUUUUGACAUGCCAGUUCAAAGUGUUCUGUCAAACUCUUCUGAAUCAUCUAGCACCCAUUUGUCUGGAAUGUCUCUUGUUGAGAUGAAGGAUCAGACUUCCAAUCCUUGCCAUGAUUCUUUGGAGAAUGGAACUUCCUGCAGCCCAAUAAAGUCAUCCAGUAGUCAACUAAUGCUGUUAGAUGAAGGAAGUGGAAGAGAAUGUGACCGAUCUGACGUGUGUUUGUCUGCCCUUUCGACUGGUUCGAGUCCAAAUGGAGCUAUAGGAUUUGUUGGUGAUGACAUUACAGCAAUAAGCUGUGAAGAUCCAGAGCUUUGUGCUUCUAAAUAUAGUAAUGGUUCACCAGCAACGUCUCAUAGUUCUCCAGCAUCUGUCAAUUCACCAUUACAAACCAAACAUAGCUGUUACAUUAGCCGCACGUCAGGUGCUCACAUUCUAAAGCCUUUAAUGUCACCACCAAGCCGAGAGGAAAUCGUGGCAACGCUGUAUGAUCAUAAUCUGGCAGAAAUUGUCUACCAAGAACCAUUCUGCAGCGAUCCUUCAGAUGCUCCAGAAAAGCCCAGGGAGAUAGGAGGACGGGUUUUGAUAGUUGAAACCAGGUUGCCCACUGACCUACCGGAGUUUGAUGGAGAUUUUUCAUUGGAAGGACUGCAGUUCUGGAAGACAGCCUUAUCAGCGAUGACGCAAAAUGCUCGACCUGGCUCUCCUGCUUUUACGGGGAGCAGGCAUACUACUGGUCAAAAAAUAAGGGUUGGUCUAGGAACUUCUGAAGACCGGAAGAUUGUAAUCCUGCCUUGUAAAAGUCCACCUGGUUUACAACGAGUGCAAUUGUGGCUUCAGGCGAAAAGAGAAUAUGAGAACUCAAAGAAACGUUCAAAAAAUCAGCUUGGUCUAACAGAGAAUGCCAACCAGAAUCAGUGCUUGCAGAUUUCACAAGACCAUGAGGCUUCUCCAGAUGGAGAGUUAGCAAUAGCAAUUCCUGCUGAUCCUGACCAAGAGCAAGGUGGAGGACAUGUCCAGAUAAGUGAACCUGCUGCCUCUCCUGAAACAUUGCACUUAAAAACUCCAGAACAGGACAGCUUGAAACCUCAGUCUCCAACAGGCCAAUUAACAAAAGGAAUGAAGCCAUUUGAAGACGAUGAUUACUAUCGUGCGUACAGUUCACCUGAUUCACCACUGCUGUCUCCAUGGCAGCAGCCAGCUUCUCCUAAUGCAGGACAGUGGGAACCAAAUGAAGAUGGAGACAUGAGUAGGCCAACACUGGCCUUCAGCACGGAGAUUGCAGCAGAGGACUGCCCAUCACCAAACAACAGUGUGCCUUCAGGUGCUCCACAGGUUGAUAACAAUCAACUGGCAAGAUCGCCUCUUCAGUCUAAAACAAAAGCUGCUGAAAAUUCUGCAUCAGUUCUGCAUAGUACCCCUGUCUCCCACAAGGUUAGAAAUGAUGGAAUUCCUGAUGCGCUUUACUGUACUCCUAUACAAAUGGAGCCCAGGAUUCAGAAGACCAGUCAGAGAAGAGGAAGUAAUUCUGAUUCCUUGAGGCGAGUACUACUGACCACUCAACUCAAGAACCAGUUUGCCUUUCAGUCUGCUAAGAAAAGCACGUCUCAGAUAGAAGGACCAACUCUGAACAACACUUACGGCUUCAAAGUCAGCCAACAAAACCUCCAGGAGGCAAAAGCUUUGCACGAGGUGCAGUAUCUUGUACUCAUGAGUAUGGAGUUGCAUGCUCGCUCAAGACGUGAUUUGGAGCCCGACCCUGAAUUUGAUCCAAUCUGUGCCUUAUUCUACUGUAUGUCUUCUGAUUCACUACUUCCACAAACAAACAAAAGUGAGGUUAUUGGUGCUAUAGUAAUUGAUAAGGACCAUACCUGCUCCAACAAAGACAUCACCUCUUCUGGACUGUGGAACAAAGUCCCAUUGCUCGUUAGAUCUGGUGUCACAGGUCUCCAAGUUUCCUAUGUAAAUGAUGAGAAGGAACUGUUUCAAGAACUCAUUCUUAACAUUAGAAGGUAUGACCCUGACAUUCUGCUCGGAUAUGAAGUUCAGAUGCAUUCUUGGAGUUACCUUUUUCAGCGAGCUGCUGCACUAGAAUUUGAUCUUUGUCGGAUGGUCUCCCGUAUUCCAGAUGACAGUAAAGAAAAUCGAUUUGCCACAGAAAGAGAUGAAUUUGGUGCAACUGCCAUGUCGGAGAUAAACGUUGCAGGAAGGAUCAUUCUGAACGUUUGGAGAAUGAUGAGGAAUGAGGUUGCUCUCAACAAUUACUCUUUUGAGAAUGUAGCUUUUCAUGUUCUUCACCAGCGUUUUCCACUCUUUUCUUGUCGUGUCCUAUCUGACUGGUUUGAUAAUAAGACUCAUGUACACAGGUGGAAAAUGGUUGACCAUUAUGUUUGCCGUGUGCGUGGAAACGUACAGUUGCUGGAACAACUGGAUUUGAUUGGAAGGACGAGUGAAUUAGCACGAUUAUUUGGCAUCUUGUUCUAUCAUGUGCUGACAAGAGGUGCACAGUAUCGUGUGGAGUCCAUGAUGCUGCGUGUUGCCAAGCCAAUGAACUACAUUGCUGUAACUCCCAGUAUUCAACAGCGAUCUCACAUGAGAGCUCCUCAGUGCAUUCCUCUUGUGAUGGAACCCGAAUCUCGCUUCUAUAGCAACUCUGUCCUGGUUCUGGAUUUUCAGUCCCUGUACCCUUCUAUUAUUAUAGCCUACAACUAUUGCUACUCUACGUGCCUGGGUAGUAUUGACUACCUUGGAAAAGAUGAAGAAUUUAAAUUUGGCUGCAUUUCCCAGAAAGUGCCUCCAGAGUUGCUUCACCGGCUUUGGAAUGACAUCACUAUAUCACCAAAUGGAGUGGCCUUUGUUAAGCCAUCUGUGCGGAAAGGUGUGUUACCAAGCAUGCUUGAAGAGAUACUGAAAACCAGAAUAAUGGUUAAACACGCAAUGAAAGCCCACAAGAAGGACAAUGCCCUUACGAAACUGCUUCAUGCUCGACAGCUGGGUCUAAAACUCAUUGCCAACUUCACUUAUGGUUACACUGCUGCUAACUUUUCUGGAAGAAUGCCAUGUGUUGAGAUUGGUGAUAGCAUUGUUCUCAAAGCAAGAGAGACCCUUGAACGUGCAAUAAAGCUGGUCAAUGAGACAAAGAAGUGGGGAGCUCAUGUUGUGUAUGGAGACACUGACAGUAUGUUUGUGCUGUUGAAAGGAGCAACCAAGGAGCAGGCCUUCAAGAUUGGACAGGAGAUUGCUGAUGCUGUGACUGCCACAAAUCCAAAGCCUGUGAAAUUGAAAUUUGAGAAGGUUUACUUGCCUUGUGUUUUGCAAUCAAAGAAGAGAUAUGUUGGUUAUAUGUAUGAGAGUUUAGACCAGAAAGAUCCUGUUUUCGAUGCCAAGGGUAUCGAAACUGUGCGGAGAGACUCCUGCCCUGCUGUCUCCAAGAUUCUAGAACGCUCGAUAAAGCUGUUGUUUGAAACAAGAGAUAUCAGUCAAAUCAAAAGAUAUGUCCAGAAGCAAUGCACAAAGGUACUAGAAGGGAAGGCCAGCUUGCAGGACCUGACUUUUGCCAAAGAGUACCGGGGGAGUGACUCAUAUCGUCCAGGGGCAUGUGUCCCUGCCCUUGAGCUAACCAGGAGGAUGCUGUCAUAUGAUCGGCGCUCUGAACCUAGGGUAGGCGAGAGAGUCCCUUACGUCAUUGUGUAUGGAGUGCCCGGGGUGCCUCUCAUUCAGCUCGUCAGGCGACCGAUUGAGGUGCUGCAGGACCCCAGCUUGAGACUGAAUGCUACUUACUAUAUCUGCAAACAGAUCCUGCCACCCCUCAACAGGGUCUUUUCUCUGAUUGGUAUUGAUGUUUUCAGCUGGUACCAUGAGUUACCCAGGGUCCAAAAGGCAUUUUCAACAGCUCGCAAUGAACAAGAUGGUCGUAAAGGAACGAUUUCCCAGUAUUUCACCACCCUGCAUUGUCCAGUAUGUGAUGAGCUGACUCAGCUGGGCAUCUGUAGCAAGUGCCGGAGCAACCCUCAGCAAGUCGCAGUGAUCCUUCAUCAAGAAAUUCAAGAAUGGGAGUGGAAACAGUCUCAGCUGCUGAAGAUUUGCAGGAAUUGCACAGGCAGUGUGGAUAGACAAGUUCAAUGUGUCUCGUUGGAUUGCCCAGUCCUGUAUAAGCUGUUUAGCGUCAACCGUGACCUUACAAAGGCCCCUUACCUUCGUCAAUUGUUGGAUCAGUUUUAACAACUCAAAUACACUCAAAGCAUUGGCUGGUGCUCACUUCAGUUUUUGCUCAUCUGCAUUUUUAUUGUGUGUCAUUGUGAGCUUCUCAUGAUGGCAAAAGCUGAGCUUUUAUAGCCAACCGGAUUGAAAUGUUUGCAUAUCUCCUUUUUGAGUGUGAACAUCACGGUAUUUGUUGCAGUGCAAAGGAAGAGUCUAUUAGUUAACUGUUUCACUUGUUGGGAAAUCAUUUUUAAAAUACAUUUGUGAACCUGUGUCAUUUCCAUAGUGAUGGAUGAUUGAACAGCCCUGUAAAUAAGUGUACAGUCAUAUUUCAUAUGCAAUUAUGGUAAAUGGAGUUCUGAUCUAUGGGCACUGAAAUGUGGGUAAUUUACAACUAUGGUGCAAAUUUCAAGCUGCAUAUGUUUACAGAUGAUUUUCUACUAUAUAUUGAAGUUUUUUAUGUGUUGUAUGUUUUAACAACUUUUCUCAAUUAUAUAUUUUUUAUUUACCUUUUCUGAUGGUUGCUUUCUUUAGUGUGCAUCGUAGUGAACUUACAGUCCAAAAUGUAGCAGUUUGUUAAAAGCACUGUCCUGUUAUGUUUCUGGGUGCUUUGCUCCAAUAACAAUCAUGGCUAGAAAACAUUUUGGAAACAGUGCUGUGUGGGGUUGUUGCAAUAUCUUGAUUAUUUAUUGGGAUUAUAAAUGGCACUUCAUAUCCUUUUAAAAUUUAUAUUAUUUUCAAAGAAAAGCUAACAGUUUCUCAUUAUGUCAAGUCUGAUUUGCCAAAAUUUGUACAAAUGAGGUUUUUUUUGAAUUGUUGUAAAGUUGUAUGGAAAUAUAAAGGAAUUAUAUGGUCCUGUUUAUUUUGUAGCUUCUGUUUUGUUGGACUCUACAAU